Messenger RNA from Drosophila innubila, 3427 nucleotides. RefSeq names its product vacuolar protein sorting-associated protein 35 (gene Vps35). The transcript has 8 exons. The coding region runs from base 357 to 2807 and encodes 816 amino acids. Gene Ontology annotation, cellular component: retromer complex; late endosome; retromer, cargo-selective complex. Gene Ontology annotation, biological process: retrograde transport, endosome to Golgi; intracellular protein transport. The record is from RefSeq and is a predicted model, not a curated record. NCBI's taxonomy places the organism in Eukaryota, Metazoa, Arthropoda, Insecta, Diptera, Drosophilidae.
AUUAAAACAAGUUGGCAGCACUCGUCACACAGUACAAAACUAUUGAGAAAAUUUACAUUAAUUUAAGACACUUUUUUGCAUCCUUGCUCCGCCCACUUUCAACGCUGCUGUAAUGGUAAGUGCGCCCCAAACCGAUCCGUUAACGCCCGUAACCGGAAAUUGAGAUUUCAACGCACGCAAGUGCCAUAUUAAGUACAAGAAAAAAAAACGCUGACUGCACCCUCGACCGCCCACUUUUGCUAGCGGCAAAAAGUAGUGCAACUCUUGCAACUGUGCGGGCGCGAGCAUAACCAGGAGUCUACAUAACCACAUACAAUAGCAACCACCAUCUAAGCACACGAACCACCAUUCCAAGCAUGUAUCCCUGGAGCUCGUCCACGUACAGCGGUCAAGCGCCCAAUGGUGACCAAUCCAGGACGAUGCCCAAUGGUUUGGACGACCAGGAGAAGCUGCUGGCCGAGGCGGUCGGCGCGGCACGCAAACAGGCAUUCCAAAUGAAUCAUUUUCUGGACAAGGAGCGCAUGCUGGACGCACUCAAGUGUGCCAGCACGAUGCUGAGCGAGCUGCGCACUUCAAUGUUGUCUCCCAAAAGCUACUACGAGUUGUACAUGGCUGUCACGAAUGAGCUGUGCCACAUGGAACUGUAUCUCAGCGAGAAGAGCCACAAGGAGACGGAUCUGUAUGAGCUUGUCCAGUACUCGCAUACGAUAGCUCCACGUCUAUAUCUGCUUAUCACGGUGGGCAUUGUGUACAUAAAGAACGACUCGACACUGAAGCGUAGUAUUCUCAAGGAUCUGGUAGAAAUGUGUCGAGGUGUACAGCAUCCACUACGUGGACUCUUCCUGCGCAAUUAUCUGCUGCAGUGUACACGUAACAUUCUACCCGAUGUCCUGGUGGCGGAAAAUGAGCAUGAGGGAAAUGUAUACGAUGCCAUUGACUUUGUGCUAACGAAUUUCGCCGAGAUGAAUAAACUGUGGGUGCGCAUGCAGCAUCAGGGUCACUCCAGCGAGAAGACGCGCAGAGAGAAGGAACGCGAGGAACUGAAAAUAUUGGUGGGCACGAAUCUGGUGCGACUGUCGCAGCUGGAAUCCGCCACACUGGAGACUUACAAGCGUUUGAUAUUGCCUGGAAUAUUGGAGCAAGUGGUCAGCUGUCGGGAUGCCAUCGCCCAGGAGUAUCUGAUGGAAUGCAUUAUACAGGUAUUCCCCGAUGAGUUUCAUCUGCAGACGCUCGAUCCGUUCCUGAAGUCCUGCGCCCAACUGGAGACGGGAGUUAAUGUUAAGAACAUUAUUAUAUCGCUGAUUGAACGCCUGGCGGCCUAUAACCAACGAAGUGGCAAGACAAGUGGUAAUGCUAUAGAUGCCAUUAUACCUGCCGAAGUCGAAUUAUUUGAGGUGUUCAGCGUGCAGGUGGCAAACAUUGUGCAAACUCGCACGGAUAUGCCGCUGGAGGACACAAUCUCCCUGCAAGUGGCCUUACUAAGUCUCGCUCAGAAGGUGUAUGCCGAUCGUGUUGAUUACGUGGACAAAGUGCUGGGUACAACUGCACAAAUACUCGAUCGCAUGAACAUGAACAACAUCUCGCAUCUGUUGUCUGUGAACCAGGAACUGUCUCGCCUUUUGAGGAUCUGCAUAGACUUCUACAACAAUGCUCUGACCAUCAUACAACUAAACAACUUUUGUCCGCUGCUGGAAAAGUUCGAUUACACCUCGCGCAAAUCGUUGGCAUUGUAUCUGGUCAUGAACAUACUGGAGAACGAGACACAGGUGACCACAGCGGAGCAAGCGGAUAGCCUAUUGACGAUCAUAACGCCGCUGAUAAAGGACGACGAGACGAGCACCACAAAUAAUAGCACAGAUGCCGAGGAGUUUGCUGAAGAACAGGGUGUUGUGGCGCGCUUUAUACACCUGUUGAAAUCUGAGGAACCGGACAUGCAAUAUAAAAUGCUGCAAACGGCGCGAAAGCAUUUAGGAAAUGGUGGUGGCCAGAGAUUGAAGCAUGUCCUGCCACCGCUUGUGUUUGCUGCCUAUCAACUGGCAUUUAAAUACAAAGCCAUUGCCGAGCAGGAUGAGAACUGGGAUAAAAAGUGUCAGAAGAUUGUGCAGUAUUGUCACAGCACAAUCAGCGCCUUGGCCAAAGCAGAUCUACCCGAUUUGGCAUUACGCUUGUAUCUGCAGGGUGCACUGGUGAUUGGCGAGAUACGCUACACAAAUCACGAGACUGUGGCAUAUGAGUUCAUGACACAGGCCUUCUCGCUGUAUGAGGAUGAGAUAUCCGACUCGAAGGCACAACUUGCAGCCAUUACACUGAUAAUGUCCACAUUCGAGCAGAUGUCCUGUUUCGGAGAGGAGAACGCUGAACCACUCCGCACCAACUGUGCGUUAGCUGCGUCCAAGCUGCUUAAAAAACCGGAUCAAUGUCGUGGUGUUGUGGCCUGUGCGGCGCUCUUUUGGAGUGGCAAGCAAAAUGGCGAGGAAAUGCGCGAUGAGAAGCGUACACUGGAUUGUCUAAAGAAGGGCGCACGUAUUGCAUCACAGUGUCUAGACACUGGCGUCCAAGUGCAAUUGUAUGUUGAGCUAUUGAAUCACUAUCUCUUCUACUUUGAGCGCGGCAAUUCUCUCAUCACUGUAGCCAUGCUAAAUCAGCUUAUUGCCAAGGUUAACGAAGAGCUGCCCAAUCUGGAGCCCAGCGAGGAAACCAAACAGAUCGAGAGCCAUUAUAAAAAUACAUUGGCGCAUUUACGCAGUCGCAUGGAGUCCAAUGACACGACCCUGGAAGUAUCCUUUGCUGGCAUUACACUGAAUUAGUGUCGAGCCUUUCUCAAUAUUCUAUCCAAUUGGCACAGCUCUCAUCUAGCAAACAACGCCCCUCGAUCACGAAUAUUUUUGUAACGCUACUUAUCAGUCUACAGAUAGUAAAUCCACUCUUUAAAAGGCUGGACAAAUUAGAUCAAUGCAAAAUCACGACGCAUGCGAACAUUGCAAUACGAUCAUAAACUGUGUAAACUGUGUUUUCUUAAAGAAACGAAUUCCAUGAUAAAUUUUAGAUCGUUUAGAGUAGGACAAAGACUACCUAAAAAUUGCUUAUGACUUUAAUAUCCCAUUUGAUUGUAUAAUUCUAAGUGCAAAGUAUCAACAUUCUCGAUGAUUUUUCCCCUUUAUAUAAUCGCGUAUUUAGUUAUUUAAUUACAAGUAAUUAUCCUCAAAAGAAUUGUAUUUUAUUUUAUUGUAUUCAUUAACCCGAUGCAAAACAACACACAUGUGAAAUAUUGUUAAACAAAAUGAAUAAAAAAAAAACCCUAAAGUGAAAUACCUAUUAUGAAACAUACCAAUAUAAAUUUACCUUUAAAUGCAAUUUGACCGAUUUAGCUUGUGGUCAAAUAAAGUUAAGAUCAAAUUGCUUUUAGAAAAUUUUUAGAUCAAAGCCA